Parascedosporium putredinis is the source of this 789-nucleotide messenger RNA. Lineage: Eukaryota; Fungi; Ascomycota; Sordariomycetes; Microascales; Microascaceae. The record is from the annotation of a GenBank genome assembly.
AUGACCAACACAGCAAUCGUCCCGCGCCGUGCUGCGCGCGGGGCGCUCUGGCGGGCGGGCUCCUCCGUCAUCAUGGGACUGACGGGAGUUCUGGGCAAGAGUUUCCUGUAUGGGCUGAAUAGGGUACACCUGGAAGGUCUAGAUGACCCUGUAAUAUGGGGCGUCCUACCCCUGCGCUACGCCUUUGAUCCUUGGAAUCUUCGUUGGAGCUUGGGUGCCCAGGACAUCUGCUUCAAGAACAAAAUCAACCCACCCCUCGAACCCCUCGACCUCCCCCCUCCUCAUCCCCACCCCCACCUCUCCUGGGUCCACGUCUUCCCCGAAGGCUGCGUACACCAGCACCCAACCUCCUCCCUCCGCUACUUCAAAUGGGGCAUCUCCCGCCUCCUCCUCGAGUCCGACCCCACCCCAGACUUCGUCCCCAUGUUCAUCGACGGCACCCAGCGCGUCAUGGCCGAGGACCGCACCUUUCCCCGGUUUCUGCCCCGCAUCGGCAAGGACAUCACCGUCGCCUUUGGCGACCCCGUCGACGGUGAGGGCCCGCCCCUCGCCGCCGCCGAUCCUCUGGAGCCGCCCCGGGGCGUGGAUCCGGCCGCGUGGCAAGAGGUUGUCGAUGUCAGGAUAGAAACGGCUCGGCGAGUCAGGGACCAGGUCGCGGCCUUGCGCACGAGGCUUGGGUACCCCGACGACGACGUGAAGCUCGAGUUGGCCGAGACGUGGAAGAGGGAAAAGGUGGAGGAUGCCGGAACGACGACGCUAGGCCAAGAACACGUGUCGAGUAAGAGGUAG